AUGUUCAAGCGCGCAAAAACGGGGACGGGAGCAACUUCCUCUAAAGGAGGAUCGAAGGGAAAAUCCAAGGAUCCCCCGUUUCGUUUGUUGAAUCGUGAGGAUCGUAAAACUUAUGAUUUUCUCGUUUCAAAUAAGCGUCAAGUCAAGUCAACAAAAUUCCUCCAUAGGGAAUCUUUUGCUAGUCUUGGGGUGCUCGAUGGAGUCCAAGCGUUAUUUAACAACAUCGGGUGGGGUCAAUUCCUCCAUAACCGCGCCGCCACCUAUGUUGAACCCACCUUGGAAUUUCUUACCACAUUCAAUCCCGAGGAGGAAGCCCAAACCGUCACCUUCCAAAUCCUCGGCGAGAAACGAUCUCUACCACAUCGGGUCGUGAAUGCUUUGAUGGGUGCUCCCGUGGACAACCUAUAUUACCAACAAGACCCAUGGCCCGGAAACUUCAAUGAACAUUACUUUUGGCAACAAAUUACCAAUGAGCCACAAUAUUCAUCGUCUUCGUCAAAGGCCUCCUCCAUAAUUCACCCAUGUUUGCGCCUAGCGCAUAGAGUUCUCACAUGCACCAUUUUCGCCCGCUCCGAAGUGGGACAGAUUUCAAAGGCGGAAUUAUUUUUUCUUUGGUGCAUGACUCGUGAGAACGGUCCGCGGCCGGAUUUUGCUUCCUUUUUCUUCACCAAGUGUUACAACCUCACAACUAUGGACAAAGGAGACAUUUUCAUUGGGGGAUUAAUCACCCUUAUUGCAUCCCGGCCACCGCUUCAACUUCAUCUCUCUACUCUUCCAUUCGAGAAGGCUUCCGGCCCCUCUAGUCUUGACGGCAACGCACUUCGCCGAAUGCAACUCAUCCGGGAUUCGGUUGUCGGGCCCAUGUGGAUCCUUGACAACCAACCAUACCUCAUUCUCCCCAUGAGUAUAUCGGGAGUUUUGAGCCGACCGAUCCCGAUCAAUGGAACAUUCCAUCAGACUACCCUCCACCUGUAG
Lactuca saligna is the source of this 975-nucleotide messenger RNA. NCBI's taxonomy places the organism in Eukaryota, Viridiplantae, Streptophyta, Magnoliopsida, Asterales, Asteraceae. The record is from the annotation of a GenBank genome assembly.